GUGGACUAUGGACAUGGCAUGUGUAGUGUACAUCUCCAAAUCUCCAGUGAACCUGCAAACACUGCUGUCACGACUGCAUACGGCUCCAGCACACGGCAUUUUUCAGCUCGGGGUACAGUAAUAGUGUGGGUCUCAAUCUAGCAAGGAACAGACAGAGCGUAGAAUCGGCGACAGCAGCAUUUUUUACGGAGAGAUUGCGCAACCAGUCCGUGGGAGAUCACGGUCAGAACUUCAAGUUCUCGUGUCCUGCUGCGAGAGCUCGCUUGGGAACAAGAGUCAAUAGCAGCAUGGGGAACAAGGAAUCGUCGCAUUCUUCCACGUUCUCAAGGGGCCAGGGCGCCACAUCAGACUUCCGGGAUGCCUUGACGAGCUUGCCAGGCAGCGCUCCCAAGAACAAGACCGGGAGGAAGGUGACGGCCCAAAAGAUGAAGACGGCAGAAGCCACGGGCGUGCUGGCACUGCAAGAGCAUGGCCUUAAGGAAAUACCAGAGGGGCUUUUCACGCUGGUCAAGCUCAGGACGUUGAACAUGGCGUCCAACUCCCUCAAGCUCCUACCUGCGGCGAUGAGCACCCUCACCAAGCUCAAGAUCCUGCGACUCGAUUCCAACAAGCUCGAGGCUAUCCCAGACCUCAGCGCGCUUUCUUCCCUGACGGACAUCUCCGCGGGAUCAAAUCGGCUCGCCGGGGCAGGAGCUUUGGGGGCGCUGCCGGGGUGCCUGAAGAAGCUUAUGCUGCGGGAUAACAGCCUGGGGGAGGUGCCAGCAGCCGUGCUGGACGGGCUUCCGGCGCUUCAGGUGCUGGACCUAUCAGCCAAUGGGAUCGAAGGCCUCCCGCCCUUCGGAGCCACGCUUCCGGCCCUGGAGGAGCUCAUCCUUGACGACAACUCGUUGCGGGCGUUGGGACACGAGCUGGUGGGGCUGGCAAAGCUGAAGAAGCUCUCGGUUAGAUCGAACCGCAUCGCGGCCGUGGACCCGUUCAGCGGGCAACAGUCCAUAUCUCGAGGGUUGUUCGCCGACUCUGCGGUGGAGUCCCUGGAGCUCGCGGGCAACGCCCUCGACAAGACGGACCUGAUGCGGAUGGAAGGGGUGGACGACUUCCUGGCCCGCAGAGAGAAGAACAAGAACAAAAACUUGCAGGGGGGAGGGAUGCUGACACUUUCCGUCUGCGGCCUGGACUAGCGGCGCUUCGUUUUUCGUUGUUUGGCCUGCUGGGCAUCCCCUACCGCCGCCAACACCUGUGGCAGCGAAAAGACAUAUGUUGCUUUGUUCGGAGGUUUAGUCUGAUUUCUGUAUGUUGUGUCUUCGACUUGGGCAAGGUUCAUGUUCAAGGCUAUUGUUGCGUGUUUCAUCGAAGGGCCAUGUUGGCGAAGGGCAAGGUUGGCGCGGCCAAAGGCGCGCUUGUUGUGGUAUCCCCAUGCCUUUGCUGUCUCGGCACAGGCAAGUUGUCCUUAUCAUUUGUAAGCUACUUUGAAUCAGCGUUUGAAGGUGUGGUGUAUUGAAGUGCAUUUUUAUUCGGGUUGUGUUUCUUUGGAGACCCUGUAGCACGCUUGAAUUCAAUACCUCAGUGCUGCACAUAUACGACGGCAUAAAAAGGUACCAAACCUCUCGUAAGAACUCAGGCUGCAGGUCAGGCCGCGUUUGUACAGGGUAGGCUGAAGCACCGGCGGCGUGUUUGUCCAUAAUGGUAGUGUAGCUAUAGUGAUGGUGUCGACAACAAUGUCACCUUUUUGUAUUGUUCUUUUUCCACCGAGCGAACGAAAAUUAACGUAUUUGUGCACUUCGAGCAUCUGUCCGGCAUGUUGCGUCGGGGUGCGCUGCAUCCAGACAUCGUUCUUCUAUCAGCGGGUGACUUAAACUCUGGUGUAUUGUCCAGCCAUGCACGACAUCACGGUUGUGCUGUAACAUCCGUCCCGGAAUAAUGCUGCCGUUGCUGUCUGUCCGAAU
Ectocarpus sp. CCAP 1310/34 is the source of this 1943-nucleotide messenger RNA. The record is from the annotation of a GenBank genome assembly. Lineage: Eukaryota; Phaeophyceae; Ectocarpales; Ectocarpaceae.